Vigna umbellata (rice bean) is the source of this 1730-nucleotide messenger RNA. Lineage: Eukaryota; Viridiplantae; Streptophyta; Magnoliopsida; Fabales; Fabaceae. The record is from RefSeq and is a predicted model, not a curated record.
AAAGGGUGUGAAUUAUCUGUAACCAGUGACAGAUCCAGGGAGUUCCGGCGUCGAGUGGCAAAUGGCGCAACGCGGGUGGUCGGAAAUGUUGUGCAUAGCCACUCUAUUGUUAUGCGGCGGUUUUGCAACCUCCUUUUCCACGGACCCUCCGUUGCUCCAACAACAAAAGGACCGGGUCGGUACGCUCCCGGGUCAAACCUUCAACGUUAGCUUCGCACACUACGCUGGGUACAUCACCGUCGAUGAAAAUGCUGAGAGAACACUCUUCUACUGGUUCAUCGAGGCCCUUGAAGAUCCUCAUUCCAAGCCCCUUCUUUUAUGGCUCAAUGGAGGACCUGGUUGUUCAUCCAUUGCUUACGGACAGUCCGAGGAAAUUGGACCCUUUUAUAUAAAUCCAGAUGGCAAGACUCUUCAUCCCAAUCCCUAUUCUUGGAACCGAGUUGCCAACGUUCUUUUUCUUGACACUCCUGUUGGGGUUGGAUUUUCAUAUUCAAUUAACGGAUCCGACCUGCUGAACAAUGGCGAUAAAAGGACAGCUGAGGACAAUUUAGCAUUUCUGCUGAAAUGGUUUGAGCGUUUCCCUCAGUAUAGAAGAAACGACUUUUUAAUUGUUGGUGAGAGCUAUGGAGGGCAUUACGUUCCUCAACUUAGCCAAGUUAUUGUUAGGUACAACUCAGCUAGUAAAGAAAAUGCUAUAAAUCUGAAAGGUUUCAUGGUAGGAAAUGCUCUGACGGAUGAUUAUCAUGAUCAAUUAGGGAUGUUCGAGUUUAUGUGGUCAACUGGUUUGAUUUCGGAUCAAACAUACAAGCUUUUGAACCAACUUUGUGAUUUUCAAUCAGUUGAACACCCGUCACAUGCUUGUGAUAAAAUUUGGGAUAUUGCUUAUAACGAACUUGGAAAUAUAGACCCAUACAGUCUGUAUACACCACCGUGCCAUGGCAAUGUUAGUCAGCUAAGUGGGCUGGUGAGAAGAAAGAAUAGAAUUGGUAGACUCGGUCUCAAUGCACCAUAUGAUCCAUGCACCGAAAGUCACUCCACUGCAUACUUCAAUCGACCUGAGGUCCAAACAGCUCUUCAUGUUGAUCUAGAUCAUAAGCCUGCUACAUGGGAUACCUGCAGGUCUGAGGACAAUUUAGCAUUUCUGCUGAAAUGGUUUGAGCGUUUCCCUCAGUAUAGAAGAAACGACUUUUUAAUUGUUGGUGAGAGCUAUGGAGGGCAUUACGUUCCUCAACUUAGCCAAGUUAUUGUUAGGUACAACUCAGCUAGUAAAGAAAAUGCUAUAAAUCUGAAAGGUUUCAUGGUAGGAAAUGCUCUGACGGAUGAUUAUCAUGAUCAAUUAGGGAUGUUCGAGUUUAUGUGGUCAACUGGUUUGAUUUCGGAUCAAACAUACAAGCUUUUGAACCAACUUUGUGAUUUUCAAUCAGUUGAACACCCGUCACAUGCUUGUGAUAAAAUUUGGGAUAUUGCUUAUAACGAACUUGGAAAUAUAGACCCAUACAGUCUGUAUACACCACCGUGCCAUGGCAAUGUUAGUCAGCUAAGUGGGCUGGUGAGAAGAAAGAAUAGAAUUGGUAGACUCGGUCUCAAUGCACCAUAUGAUCCAUGCACCGAAAGUCACUCCACUGCAUACUUCAAUCGACCUGAGGUCCAAACAGCUCUUCAUGUUGAUCUAGAUCAUAAGCCUGCUACAUGGGAUACCUGCAGGUAAUGAUCACUUGAGAAGCACUUGA